Hylaeus anthracinus is the source of this 4076-nucleotide messenger RNA. It is a transcript of the gene FucTA, whose product is annotated as glycoprotein 3-alpha-L-fucosyltransferase A. NCBI's taxonomy places the organism in Eukaryota, Metazoa, Arthropoda, Insecta, Hymenoptera, Colletidae. The transcript is spliced from 8 exons. Gene Ontology annotation, molecular function: alpha-(1->3)-fucosyltransferase activity. Gene Ontology annotation, cellular component: membrane. The coding region runs from base 334 to 1680 and encodes 448 amino acids. The record is from RefSeq and is a predicted model, not a curated record.
GGGGGUGGUUUGCGUUCCACGCGCAGCGUCCACGGAAGGGAAAGGAACUGCGCACACCCAGAGGUGGUAGAGGCUAGGAGGACGAGAAGGUGGAGGCGGAAGAGGAGGUAAAAAGAGAUGGUGCCCGACGUGAAGGAUUAGGACAUGUGACCAAGGGUGGGUGCAUCAUCGAGGUGUAUCUUCGUGGUGCACUGUUACUCGUUUUAUGCGGACAAACAUGUGGUACCGUUCUCCAAUGCAUUACUCAAAAGCUCAUCUGAAUGGACAUUGAGCGCCGAUCGGACAACAGCACAUGGAUAGAUAAAGUUUUUUGUCACGAAGGAAACGUGCGGCAUGGGUUUGCCGCGUUUCUCUGUGAGGGGACUCAUUUUCUACCUACUAUGCUUGAUGGGUUUACUGUUGGCUUUCCAAAAUCUAUUAAAGGUCGAAAUAUGGCACCGUAUGCGACCUCAUCCCGGACAAGAUCAACUUGUUCGUGCUCCAGACACCCCAAAGGUAACCAAUCCACCCGGCACGACGAUUCUGUCACGCAUUACUAUAGCCACCCUGGAACCAUUAAGACGACCUUGGUACAUGAAAGGAGGAAGCAGGAGACCUUUUCCUGCCUUAAAAUCCAAUCGCACCGGUCGACGAAUGGCACAUUUAUGGCCCGAAGAAGAUGUGUACGAUGAUCGUGUCACAAAUCAAUUGAUGUUUGUGCCCAAUGAUUAUAAUAAGACGGAGCAGCCGUUGAAAAAAAUAAUGGUUCCGCAUGGUAUGCCCGAAGCAAAAGUUGGUCCCGACAUAUUUCAUCAGCAUCGCUGCCCAGUAAAUACGUGUACGAUUGUCAGGGAAAAUCCGGACGACGCCGAUUUAAUCCUUUUUAAGGAUUAUGUAACUCAUGUCCGAAGAAAAUCUCCAAAGCAAGUAUGGAUGCUGUAUUUAUUAGAAUGUCCCUAUCACACUCAAAGUGUGAAGAACGCCGUCAUCAAUUGGACGGCAACCUAUCGUCGUGAUAGCGAUAUAGUCGCACCCUAUGAAAGGUGGCAGUAUUACGAUUCUAGUGUUACGCAAAUACCGCAGACUUUUAAUUACGCAGCCAACAAGAGUAAGAAGGUGGCGUGGUUCGUUUCCAAUUGCCAUCCUCGAAAUCAACGUAUGAAUUAUGCCAGGGAGCUAUCGAAAUACAUACAAGUGGACAUUUAUGGUACUUGCGGUACUCUACGGUGUCCGCGUUCACAGUCUCAAGCAUGCUUUGAUAUGCUUGACGAGGACUACAAAUUCUAUCUAGCAUUCGAGAACUCUAAUUGCAAGGAUUACAUCACGGAAAAGUUCUUCGUCAACGGUCUUGGACACAACGUUCUGCCGAUAGUAAUGGGCGCGCAUCCAACAGACUACGCUCGAAGCGCGCCAUAUCGUUCCUACAUUCACGUGGACGAGUUCGAGUCGCCUAAAGAGCUGGCGGAGUACCUCCACCGCUUGGAUCGCGACGAAGAACUGUACAACUCGUACUUCCGUUGGAAGGGCACCGGGGAAUUCAUCAACACGUUCUUUUGGUGCCGCGUUUGCGCGAUGCUGCACGACGAUCGACGACCGAAGUCCUACAAGGAUGUGAACGAAUGGUGGAGAGGCGACGGUAUAUGCACAGCGAGCUCGUGGCGCGAGCACGACCUGGUCCGCACGAACCUCAAAAAUACUUGAAGAAACCUCGCCGCGGACUCGUUGAAACCUGUGAAAUAAUGCGACGCAUUCGAAUUUACAUACGCUAUCGUCUGAAGAAUCAUCUGGACUUCCAAUGGGCGCGGAGAGUAUUACUCGUACGAGUGGCGGAGUUCUGUUCGCUUUUCUUUCAUUUUCUAACGAAUAUGUUCAGCGGUUGGAAGAUUUCGAGGGAGCCUCGCGAGUUGACGAGAAGUCUGGGGUAGUCCGUAAACGGGAGAAAGACUGCCGAGUAUGAAUUUGUCGAAACAUAAAGCGCUAGGUGUACUCGAAUUUGUACUUUUUCGACGAACAUCGUGGACUUUUACACGUCACUAUAGAAUUAACUCGUUACUCUAGACGAAACAAAUAUGCGCAUGUUUUUACUAAGAUUACGGGACCGUCGAUCCAUCGAGGACAACGAUCGCCGUAUAACCGAUUCAAUUGAUAUUUUGAUCACGGUCAAUUACCUGCGGUUAAACGUACUUCAUAGUUUUAACAGGUACGAGCCUUUUAUUUCUAAUGUUUAGGAUCGCUCGAUACGGGAUUAUUUUUCUUGGUGAAAAAUUUACGUAUGAUCGUUGAUGCUGAACUAUUUUAAUCGUUGGUUAGCGGAGACGGUUACGGACGUAGUAAACAGCGCCGGCAUAUCACUUAACGUGAAUUUGUAUAGCGUUCCUUUAACGAUUGUACGGAUGCUCUAAACGAUUUGAAUUAGAACCUCUUACGUGUUAAAGGCCCCACCGAGAUUCGAUUUAAAAUUUUCCGAAACGUUAUUUUCGUAAAAUGUAUUAACGCGACUGACGAUUUUAAGAGCGAAAUGUUUUACAAAAUAAUUUAUAAGGGACUCGCGUCGAUGUACGGUUAAUGCAAAAUUAUUAAUUAAUUAAAUUUAACGCUGUCAAGAACGAAACGAUAUCGUAAUGCAGGUAUGAAAUACGCGACGGUAUUUUGCAUUGGUGUAAAAAAGUUGGUGAAAUAAGUGCCGUAAGGAAUAUAAAACGGCGUGAAGAAAUUACAACUGCUUUUUUUAAAGCGCGUUGAAAAAUUUCGAUUUAAAUUAAAUUUCUGUAAAUGAAACACGAAUGCUGCGCAUUGAGCCGUUUUCAUUUCUCAUGGACAGGAAGCGCGAAGCAAUAAUUACAUUUUCUCUCUAAUAGGGUUCCUAGAGAUUCGUUCAAAAUUGAGAUAAUGUAAUUGAAUUUUAUUAAUAUAUUGGUUCCUACGUUCGAUAGAGAUAAUGAAAUAUUUUUGCGUUCGGUACGUGGAAGGAUAACGAAUAAUAACAUAGAAUUCGGCGGUAUACAGGUUAACGUAGUUUUAAAUGUUCCUGGAACGUCGACGAUUUAAACGCUCGUCCAGUGAUUAAAUAAACAUUCGAGUGAUUGCGCGGCCACGUUAAUGAAUAUUUGUAAACAUUCAGAUAUACAAGUGCAAAGGAACACCAUAGUUAAACCAUGUUAAUGUUCACGUGGGCUUGAAUUUACAGCGUACUUCACUUUCGAAUUGUAAUAUUAUUUAUUUACUAUCAGUGGCGGAGAUGUGAAAUUAAUAUGUUGUAUGAAGCAGCAAAUUUCACUAUUUUAUUUAUUUUCUCAGACUGUAUCGUACGACGAUAGUUUAUCCCAUGUGAAAUGUUUCCAUCGCAUUUGAUAAUAUGGAAAAAUGACACAGAUUAAUGUCAAAUAACGUGGUAUGUGCUGGUAAUAUUUGUUUUAGGCACAGAAGAACAAAAAGUAUUAAUUCCAUUUGUUGUUGAUUCAUGGGGCACUAUACUCUUAGAUUUAAUUCGAUAGUGCUUGUUGAUAUUAUUUUCGCUAAAUGUUCUUGAUUUACAGUAUCAGUUCUUAUGCGGAAAUGGUUUGUCACUUGUAAAAUACUAGCAAUUUUAGAUUGUGGAUAUUGAGUUUAGAAAUUUAGUGCGAUUGUAUCGUAAUUGGAAGAAAUUACGCAAACGAGUAAAUUAAGAUUACUAAACUUCUAAAGUGCAAGAUUCCCUUAAUUAACGAUUUUUGUUUAAAAGUAAUAGCGCUUAUUGUUGUAAUAAAUCUAUAACCACCGCGUGACGCGCGUUGAUAUUACAUUAAACAAUUCUUACAACUGAAAAUAACAUUGAGCUAACGAGACACCUGUAAAUCAAGAAUUUCGAGAUGCAACGUAUACAGCUUUAUUCGUCGACAGAUGCCAGUAGUUCGCAUAAGUAUUAAAAUUAAUGUACAAUGACUAGGAUAAUAAUUUUUUUAGCAUACUCUUGUACGUACUUUAGAGCGUGACUGCAAUUCUGUAAGAUGGCUUCUGAAGUCCCUAGAUUAUUCAUUAAGAGUGGAAUUGACAUAACUGUACAAUAUCUAAGGAAAAUUUUUGCUCGUAAGUGAAAAGUGUUUACUGUUUAUAUAAGA